AUGGAUGGUGGAUUAAAUAUUACUUAUAUCACACUUGGUGGGUUGGUGGAUAUGGACAAAUACAAAGUUCUAUUUUUUGUGUUUAUUUUUGUAAUAUACCUUCUAAUAAUUGUCAGUAAUUGUACUAUUGUGUACUUGAUUUGGAUUCAGCAAAGCCUCCAUGAGCCAAUGUAUGUCUUCACUGCAGCUCUUUUAAUUAAUUCAGUUCUUUUUAGCACUGUUAUCUAUCCAAAGCUUUUGAUUGACAUUUUAUCUGAAAAACAGGUCAUAGUAUAUUCAGCUUGUUUGUUGCAGGUAACUAUGUUUUACUCUGUAGGCGGUUCAGAAUUUUUACUGCUGGCAGCCAUGGCCUAUGACAGAUAUGUUUCGAUAUGUAAACCUCUCCAAUAUCCAAGUAUCAUGAAAAAAUCUACUGUUGGCAUUCUUUUGGCCUUAGCUUGGAUUCUGCCUGUGUCUCAGGUUGCAGCGUCCACUGGCCUGAAUGCAAACAAACAUCUCUGCAGCUCCAAAUUAAAAGGAUUUUUUUGCAACAACACAUUUUUCAAACUACAGUGUGCCAUCUCAGUAGGCCAAGUCAUUGACCACAUGGUGAUUUUGGUAAAUGUUGCUCUUCUCCCAGUGCUUUUCAUAGUUUUCACUUACACCAGGAUACUUAUAAUAUGUUUUAGAAGUAGCAGAGAAGUGAGAAAAAAAGCAACGCAAACCUGUACACCUCAUAUAAUUGUCUUAAUCAACUUUUCCUGCUUGUGUUCAUUUGAUGUCAUUAUAGUUCACCUGGAUUCAGAUUUUCCAAAGACCCUUCGAUUUAUAAUGACUUUAAAGUUAAUAUUGUAUCACCCUCUCUUCAAUCCAGUCAUAUAUGCAAUCAAAAUGAAAGAGAUUUCCAAACACCUCAAGAGAUUGCUUUUUCCUGCUAAACAAAUCUAG
Molecule: messenger RNA, 927 nt
Organism: Cololabis saira (Pacific saury)
Lineage: Eukaryota; Metazoa; Chordata; Actinopteri; Beloniformes; Belonidae
Product: olfactory receptor 6N2-like
Exons: 1
Coding region: 1-927 (308 amino acids)
Biological process (GO): G protein-coupled receptor signaling pathway
Cellular component (GO): membrane
Molecular function (GO): G protein-coupled receptor activity; olfactory receptor activity
Source: RefSeq, a predicted model, not a curated record